AGCUUUCAAGUUGCAUUAUGUUCUGCAUGAAUCCAGCCACUAAAUCCUUUUGUUUUCCCUCGAUUAUGGCUAUUAACACCUCAUUGACGACAUCUAUGACUUUCUUGAUCGCGUAUCGACUCGGCCUGAUGCCUUCGUCUACAACUUCGAACCGGGGUCCACCGGUCCAGGGUAAUUCCUUUGCCGAACCUAUAAUUCCCAUCCUGCGUUUUAUCUCUGUUAUACACUGCUUUAGCAGGUCCUCCUUUCAUGCCAUAAUCUCGAAAAUCUUUGCUUGGUCAUUUCAAGGAAGUUCGAACCAUUAAUCUCUUCUAAAAUUUUUGAGAGCUGUCUCGCUAAGCCUUAAGUUCUGGUUCUUCAAAAACGAGAUAGGUUCAGCCGUGCCAUAUUUUUUAACAUCGUUCGCUAGCGUGACCGUCUCAUUUCCAACAGCAGUGGUAUAAUAAAAUUAUCAAAUAUAAAAAAUAAAUAGAAUAAAAUAAAUAUUAAAA
Rhizophagus irregularis DAOM 181602=DAOM 197198 is the source of this 491-nucleotide messenger RNA. Lineage: Eukaryota; Fungi; Glomeromycota; Glomeromycetes; Glomerales; Glomeraceae. The record is from RefSeq and is a predicted model, not a curated record.